This is a messenger RNA of Dermacentor albipictus, 2843 nucleotides long. RefSeq names its product TOX high mobility group box family member 4-like. Gene Ontology annotation, cellular component: nucleus. NCBI's taxonomy places the organism in Eukaryota, Metazoa, Arthropoda, Arachnida, Ixodida, Ixodidae. Gene Ontology annotation, biological process: regulation of transcription by RNA polymerase II. Gene Ontology annotation, molecular function: chromatin DNA binding. The record is from RefSeq and is a predicted model, not a curated record.
GUACUGCAGUGGUUCAUUCAUUGCCGGCCUGAAAAAAACAAAAAGUAUAACCUUACCUUGGAACUCGCUGUGAACUCUUGUGCUAGUGGUCGGUUAUCGUGUGAAGUGCCAGGUGUUUUGCUGUGACCUUACGACGUCGUCCGUGGUGUGAUUUGGUGACGCUGCAAGACGCGCGUUGUUGCUAGUGGCUGUGCUCGUGGCAUAACUUCUCAACAGCCUUCAUUACCAGUUGGCUCCUGCUCUCACUGCAGUGUCCCCAAGACCGGGCCGUGAAAGUACGCCUCUUGCAACACUCCAGAAGCAGUGGCUGAGUAACGUAUUGGCCGAAAGAACUUUGCCGGGAGAAAGAGCAGUGCUGUUUGCGAGGCCUGAAUAGUCUUCCCGAGGCUUCUUCCAAUCUCCACGUGACAUGGACGUUGACCACACCAGUGCAUCGACGGAGAAAGGUGGUGCCUCUGCGAGCAACGCACAGGCGAUGGAUAACUUCGACUUGUCUCUCAACAUGCAAGACCAGGGUCAAGAGAGCGCCGCCACUCAGUCAUACCUGGACCAGACAUUUCACACCCCUAGCUUCGGGGACGAGGAGUUCGAGAUUCCACCCAUCAACCUGCAGAACGUGGGCGGCCCUACGCAUCCCGACGAGGCAGCCACAGCCGAAGGGGUCUACGGAUCCCAGCCGGGGAUGGCUCCGCAGACGAGCAUGGCGCAAGCUAUGGGCUCCCCUAUGUCGGGCGGAAUGAUGGAGCCACCGCAGCACUCCUAUCCGGGGCCCCAGGGGCCCCCUGACAUGUAUCACCACGCCAUGGGCAUGCCGCCUCCGCCGUCCAUGCAUUUACAAAGUGUUACGUCGUACGAUGGCCCGUACCUGGGCCAGUAUCCAUCUCCGCCGGCGGCGCCGCCGCCACAAGGUGCUCUCAUGGGCCCACCGAGCAUGCUGCGCGGACCGGCGCCCAGGGCCGGCUCGGCGGGCAGCGGCUCGCCGCCGGGUUCGAACCAUACUUCGCCGGGCCAGGAGACUACCAGUGAGGAUAGCGACGACAGCACGCCGCUGUCGCAGCUGGUCGGAGGCGUGAAGCGGCCUUCUCCUGAGCCGCUCAUGGACAACGGCGGAGGAAAGACCGCCAAGAAAGCCAAGAUGCCCAAGAAGAAGAAGAAGAGGGACCCCAACGAGCCACAAAAGCCCGUGUCGGCGUACGCUCUGUUCUUCCGCGACACCCAAGCAGCCAUCAAGGGCCAGAACCCUAACGCCAGCUUCGGCGAAGUCUCCAAGAUAGUGGCAUCCAUGUGGGACGGCCUUGAAGCAGACCACAAGAACGUGUACAAGAAGAAGACCGAAGCUGCCAAAAAGGAAUACUUGAAGGCCCUUGCUGCCUACCGGGCGAGCCUUGUCUCUAGGGCCGCUGCUGACCACUCGGACACGCUGUACACGAGUGGGCCUGUCAGUUCGUCAAGUGCAGUGCCCUCACCACCCCAGGGGAGCCUGUCACCCCUGCAGAAGAAGAGUCCGUUGCUGACCUCGCUCAUGGAAGGGGGCUCCCCACAUAAUCAGUACAUGGCCAUGAGCCCGCCCCAGGGCAUGCUUAAUGCACAGCAGCAGGUAUGGUCCAACAUGCAUCCGAUGGCACAGAGCCCCUCCAUGAUGCAGCAGCAGCCACCUCAGCAGACCAUGAUGCAACAGCACUCCCCACCCCAGCAGAUGAUGAUGGCUUCUGCCUCCGUGGCCGCUUCAUCCUACACUGCUGACCUGAUGUCAGCGCCUCCACCCUCGCUGUCCAGCCCAGCUUCCAGUGGUGGGGGCAUGAUGGACCAGCAGGGCCAUAUGCCUGGAGGAGCCUCCCACCAGCGAUGCAUCCGCAACGGCUGCCCCAACCCAGCCAUUGAGUCGCAUGACUGGGACCGAGAGUACUGCAGCAGCGAGUGUGUCGUCUCACACUGCAGAGAUGUCUUCACAGCCUGGGUAGCACAACGGCAGGUUGCCAACACCAACACUUUUGUCAAGUAAACUGGGCCCAUGGCACAGAUCCAGAUAACUGUGCUUGACAGCCUCCUAUUUUUUUAAGAGAGAGAUAAAGGGCCACUCUUAUCCAGGUCUUGGCAUCUGGUACCCUUUUUUUUUUUUAAACAGUUUCCUCAGCUUCAGGCAGCACUUUCUUUUUUGUGUGUGCUGCUGCUUGUUUUGUGUUUUGUUAUGCUUUGUUGCAAUCUGGCCAUGGGAAAGGCUGAUACACUAGUGUGUGGUUUCCUGUGUGUAUAAACAUUUGAUAGUUCUAUGUUUGUAUAAAGUGGUCUCCUAGUAAAUGCAUUCCACAUUGCUGCUACAUCCUGCUACUGACUGGAGGGAAAGGUCUCCUGCUCCGUUCAGCCACUCUGCUCCUCGACCAACACACAGCUUGGUGCGCGAGUUGAUGGCCAGGUGGCAAGCAGCGAGUGAGACUGCCAUCCCAGUGCUGCAGAGACUGUGGACAGAAAAGUGUGCUUCAUUAUAGCAUUAGCCAGCAGCCUGGGUACCUGUGUGACAGUGCUCCCAUGCAUAGCUGCAAGGAGAAGAGCAAGACAGAGCUGUGCUGCAUGAACUAGAAUUGGAAGUGGCAAUUGGAAGUGCGUGGAGAGACACUCGCACCAUCGCUGUUAUCUGCUCAUACUCGUGUGCAAAGGCUCUUAUUAUCCUGCUGUAACUGCUGCUACCUGUAUAAGGCUGCUGACACCUGUUUGCUUCCUCCUUGUGCUUCCUACCUUCAUUUCCGCCCUAGCUUCUGCAUUGUGUUUUGUUUGAUGAAGAUGUUGUUUUAUGAAAUCCCAUUUCCUGUGUUCAAACUAAUAAAAAUAAAAAGCCUGUUGUUGAA